Messenger RNA from Drosophila sulfurigaster albostrigata, 1525 nucleotides. RefSeq lists its product as uncharacterized. Lineage: Eukaryota; Metazoa; Arthropoda; Insecta; Diptera; Drosophilidae. Gene Ontology annotation, molecular function: carbohydrate binding. Bases 326 to 850 code for a protein of 174 amino acids. The record is from RefSeq and is a predicted model, not a curated record. The transcript has 4 exons.
UUAGUAUUGACUCACUCGGGAUAUUGGAAGCAACGCGGCAUGUGCGCGCUGUUAUAAUUAGGUUAAACAUAUGAACACACACUUGCACACAUAUAUACGUAAAAUAUUUCUCAUACAUGGACUUCGGGUCUAUAUCUAUGACGUCGUUGUGCGAUCUUUGACUUGAAAAUUGCAGUAAGAAGCCGGAUUCCUAAAAAAAUUAAACAUUAUUAUUCGUGCAAGCAAAGUGUAAAGACCUUAUAAUGUGUGUUUUCUUUCACAAUAAUUGUCCAAACGAAUCGUCCAUCCUACCUACAUAUACAUAUAUCACAGACAAGUAUAUAAAAUGUCUGAUGUAAAAUACGUUGUGGUGCUACCAACUAAUCCUCAGUACGACAGGGUAACUGAAGUUGCGAUACGAGGAACUUUACUCCAGGAACCUCAGCAGUUUUCCAUCAACUUCGUGAAUAGCCCAAGCUGCACGGACAAUAUAACAUAUCAUUUCAAAGUAAAUAUUCCAUCGCAGAAGAUCAUCCAGAAUUAUAAAAGCGAAGGCGAGUGGAGUGCAUCGGAACAGCAAACUGUUUUAAAUAUAUUCGAUGGUAAAAGCGAUUCAAAUAAGUCAAAAAACCUUGGUAAUAUUAACGGCGGUCUUGAUGCCGCAAAUAACUAUUCGUUCACAGAAGCCGCAUUUUCACUAGAGUUUAAAUUAGACUAUGAAAAUUCUAGUAUACGCGUCCAUCAAAGGCGUGGAAAAGGCGCUAACUAUGUUACAGAAUAUGAGACCUUCUUUUCACUCUCUGAAAUUCAGUCCAUUCAAAUAUGGGGUGAUAUCAAGAAAAUUAACCAGUUCUCUUUGAAUUACGAUUGAGUGAUGCUGGAUUUUUCCCCAAAAUAAGCUUUUAAGAUUUCAGAUUGUGUUGCAUUGGUUUUCUCUGGAAUCGUGCCUGAAUUGCAUCUUCACUAAAAUAAAAAUUCAACAAAUCUGUUGAAAUUCGAGGAAAACCGAAUGAUUUAAGGAUAGCGAAAAAUUGUUUUUCUUUUCAUUCAAUUCAUAUUUUUCUCACAUAAUAUAGGGUAAACAACGGAUGUGCCUGCCCCGUAUGUUGUGGGAAUAACGCAAUGAACUGAGCUCUACAAACAAUAAUAAAUUUACUAUUCCAUAAAUUACAUUACUGUGUAUGUUUACGUUUAUACUUUUAUAUUCAAUGUUUUCAUUUUCCAUUCCCACCGAGUAGAUGUGGAUGGUACAUAGUAAUACAAAUGCGCUUAUCUCUAUUCUUAUCUAUACAAAUAUUUACAAUGAAAUAUGAUAAUAAAACAGAAAUCUUAAAUCGCAGAUAUAAUACAUUCUUGUUAUAUUGGUGACAUUUACUUCUACUUAUAAAUUUUCAGAAAAUAUAAAUUGUUAGUAUAAACAAACAGGUACGCACCUUGAGCUUUUAUUAUAGAGACGUCAUUCUCUAUUACCUUCUCAUGAAAUUGGAAGUGCUCCUAAAAUCAGAACAUGCUGGGAUUGUUUAGGUUCUAAAUACUAAACAUAAAC